Messenger RNA from Pyricularia oryzae 70-15, 3281 nucleotides. RefSeq lists its product as uncharacterized. Gene Ontology annotation, biological process: transmembrane transport. The transcript is spliced from 2 exons. The record is from RefSeq and is a predicted model, not a curated record. NCBI's taxonomy places the organism in Eukaryota, Fungi, Ascomycota, Sordariomycetes, Magnaporthales, Pyriculariaceae. Bases 1823 to 2974 code for a protein of 383 amino acids.
ACAAAUUUUAACCAUUUACUGGUACAUGCGAACCAGCUGUGGCCCGAUCGAACUCCUCACAACUACUCGCUUUAGCAACCUGUUGCAGGACUUUUACUCUCCGCCAUAACCCAGUUGCUGCGCUCUUGGAAAUGCAGUACGUCGUCUCCCCAAGCCCACCAACCGGCCGUGAGAUUUCUUGCAAAGAUCUCGAGCCCACGAGAGCGCGGCGGCAACAUAGGGUUGACCAAGUCGCGAAUAUUGGGCUUGCGAGAGUGCGUAUCCGGCACAGACACUAUCACGCGCCUGCGCCAGAAUGGUGGGAAAACCCUCUUGGAACCCUUCCGCUGCGCAAUCAGCAAUGGCUCCCACGGUUUACGAUGAGCGGAAUCAAUGGGCAGUAUUGGUUCUGCAGAGGUGGUGAUUUUGAGCCACGACCACUCCCCUACCAAUUCCAACCCCCACUCGCUCAGAAUCCCGUCCCUGGGCGAGGUCAGCAUGUCUAAAAAGGCCGGCUUGUUAGUCACCCAGAUGGCGACCAGCCCAUCUCGAGCCAGCAGGGAUGGGAUCGGCACAUCAGACAACAGGGCGCGGAUAUCAUCAGUUGUGGUGGCCACCUUAUAGCCCCCCUUCUUGCGUUUGGCAGACCGAUUUGGCCAUGGGGGAUCCAAGACGAUCACGUUAAAAUUUGGUGCGCUUUGUAAGAGCAGUGUCUUGGUUUCCUGAAUCGUUCCGAGGACAUGAUGAGACUCGGGAGGGAAGUAGUAUCUCCCUUUCGUGGCAUCCUCUGCGGUGGUUGAGCAGCUCUCAAGGUCACAAGCAUGAGGGGAUUUAUAAUCAUCCACAGCUUUACCACCAUCUGCUAUCAUACGUUGGGGCGACAACUGCCGGGGCAACAAGUAUGGUCCUGAGUAGUUCGUCCUGAGCUCCUCCAAUGCUCCAGUUACAGAAGCCUGAAUCAUCAGCUGAGCUACCUGUGCGGCAGCUGGGAGUGGUGAGGGGCCGUUCUUAGGCUCCGGAGUUACAAAUGGAGUCUCCGGGGGCGGGCUGGAGAUAAGCCGUCUCGUCCAUGAAGUUCCGUCACGACAAGAGUUUGUGACCAGGCUCGGAGCUUCGGGGAGCGUGACAGCUGCGGGAUGCUGCUGAGCAUCUUCGAUAGACCUUGGCAGGUCCAACAGAACCACAGUCCCGUCGGUGCUUUCGAACAGAGUUGCCGCUGUCAUUUUAUGACGCCCAUGUGACCUAAACAGUCCAUUUUCCAGGCAGUGGGUUGUUCUCGAAUCUCGACACCUAAACGUGGCCGUUUUCGCCGAAAGUUUAGGGGGUUUAGUGUAGGUAUUGCGGGGCGAUUCUUGCCAAAAGAAGCGUCCUGUUUGGCCGAAUGCCUGGAAGAAGUGGGUCCGACUCUCACUUUCGGUAAGUCCUCGGCUGGCGACGGCUGCUGCUGGCUUGGGGGAGUCUGGGGGAAUUUCAAGGGUAGAAAGGCGUGGGCACACCGCUCGGCAUCGGGGAACACCCCCCUAAGAAUGACGUUCAUCUCCCGCAUUACCGGCGCCGUUGCUAGAGAACAGGAACUUAUUCUAAGACCUAGUUCUAGAACCAGGCGCUUGGACUAAGGGACAAAACAACUUUUUCCUCGACGGCGCACACAAUAGAAAGAAGCAACACUCUUAUUGCUCGUUGACAAAUUAAACCCCUACCUCGGAAUGUUUGCAUAACCGUCGUAGUCGCCAAGGUAGCACCCCUCAAGAGAACAAACCUUUUGCGCGCCGGCUCGUCCCUUCUUUUUUUUUUCUCAUAUCUGCUGCAUCGGAUCGACGGAUCCAACGGGUCGCGGGGCGGAAUGCCGCCUGCGCAUGCAAACCAUGCCUCAAUGCCAGGUAUUACACAGCAACACCAACCACCAAAGGAUAUCGAUUAUGCAGAGGUGAUCGCGCAACCGCUUGCGCCCAAGAAGCGCGUCGUCGAUAAGCAGAGCUUUGAAUAUGCGUGGCGAUCUGGUGUCGCCGGUGGGCUUGCCGGCUGUGCGGCGAAAACAGUCGUUGCCCCCCUCGAUCGCGUCAAGAUCCUCUUUCAGUCGAGCAACCCCCAGUUCGCAAAAUAUUCGGGUUCAUGGGCAGGAGUCGCCGAGUCGUUGAGGGUCAUACAUGACCAGGAAGGCGCGGCUGGCCUCUUCCGCGGCCACUCUGCAACGCUUAUGCGAGUGUUUCCGUAUGCCGCCAUCAAGUUCCUCGCCUACGAGCAGAUCCGAUCGGUAAUAAUCCCGGACCAUAACCACGAGACCCCGCUCCGCCGACUGGUCAGCGGAUCACUGGCCGGCAUUACAUCAGUGUUUUUCACGUACCCUCUUGAGGUCGUGCGGGUGCGCUUGGCGUUUGAGACAAAGCGCGAGGGCCGCUCAUCACUCCUCGAGAUAUGCAAAAAGAUUUACCACGAACAACCAGUCGCACCAAAGCCACUGGCCUCCAACCUGGCUGCAUCUACAGGUGUUCAAGCGGCUGCAGCGACUCAGUCAGUACUGGAAGCGGCGGUGCCGAGGUCUGGACUGGCCAACUUUUAUAGGGGGUUCUCCCCGACCAUGCUGGGCAUGCUUCCGUACGCCGGCAUGUCGUUCCUGACACACGACACGUGCGGCGACAUUUUGAGGCGGCCAUUCCUAGCCAAGUGGACUACUUUACCACAACCGGACAACGCCACGCCGGGCAAGCCGGCGCCGCUCAGGUACUGGGCAGAGCUUCUGUCGGGCGGAAUUGCAGGUCUCGUGUCGCAGUCGGUCUCGUACCCGUUGGAAGUCAUACGACGGCGCAUGCAGGUUGGCGGUGCCGUAGGAGACGGGCGCAGGCUGCGCAUCGCCGAGACGGCGGGCUUGAUCAUGAAGGAAAAAGGUAUACGUGGGUUCUUUGUCGGUUUGACGAUUGGCUACGUCAAGGUGGUGCCCAUGGCUGCAGUGGCUUUCUACACAUAUGAGCGUUUCAAGCUUUGGUUUGGGAUCUGACAAUAUCGUUUUCCUUUGUGCUUUUACUCGGUGCAGGUGCAGGGAUAUAUAGAGACUUGCUUUCAGAGUGGACUUCCAAGUUGAAUAUGGGAGGGACAUUUUUGGCGUCUGUUCGAGAGAGGUUGAGAUAUAAAGAUGCAGCCGGAUGAUAUCUACCUAGACUAGAUGCCUAGUAUAUGGACAGGCUUGAACACAAUACCUAGAAGCAGACUGAAACGCCAAAGCCCAUAAACAUGCAUAUGAAGCAUAAUUAUCUCCAAAAGCCAGCUAGGUAUGAAACAAGAAAAUAUAAUACAUGUUCACAAUG